AUGGAGGAACCGGCACCGGCACCGGCGUUGCUGACCUACCAGGACGACACCACGUUUGCCCGCUACGAGGAGGCGGCUAAGCCGCGAGACCACCUCCUGCUACCGCAGAACAACAGCUACGACGACUACGUGGUCGAGGUUACCCGUUUCUACCAGCUUGGGGAAUUAGCCGCUAACAUCGCCAAUCUGAGCUACAAUAAAGUCACAUUGCAGUUCCCCGAUGAGCUUAUCUGUGACAGUGCCACCGUGGUCCAUAUCCUCCAGAAAUUGGUGCCUGGACGCCAGUUCUGGGUGCUUGCCGAUACUCUGUAUUCCCCCUGCUGCAUCGAUGAAGUGGCCGCCGAACACGUUAAUGCUGAUGUUGUAGUUCAUUUUGGCAAUGCCUGUUUGAACCCUGUGGCUACAUUGCCGGCUAUCUACGUGCUUGGCCGUCCUCAAGUGGAUUUAAGUGAAGUGAGCAAAGCCCUCGAUAACUACGCUUCUGAAGAACCUGACACCCCCUUGAUCGUAAUGGGAGAUACCCAAUAUGCCUGGAAGCUUAACGAGUUAGCAGGAUUGCUGAAAGCUGACGUGGUGGUCGCUGACGUCGGUGUAGACCCUAAUUCAAAAGCCGAGAUUUUGGGACACCCACCUCACACUGACAAAUCGGCUUAUCAUGGACUUAAUCGAGUGAUUUCCGGUAUCACUUCACUGGAAGAACUUUCUGCAUACCGUUUGUUUUACCUCGGAAACCCGCAACCACCGAGAAUGCUCCAAUUGUCCACCACCUUCACCGACGUCCACUUCCACGACCCUCAACUGAACACCAAUACCGUCCCCAGUCUCAAUCGAAGAUAUUUGAACAUGCACAAAGCCCGGCUGGCGGCUACCGUGGGGCUUUUGCUCAAUACUCUUUCACUUGCUCAUACUCGCCAAUUACUCGAUACUCUAGCGGCUAAAGUGAAAGCACUGGGUAAAAAGCAUUAUAUGUUUGUUGUCGGUAAACCCAACGUGGCCAAGCUUGCCAAUUACGAGCUGAUUGACGUGUGGUGCGUGGUAGGGUGCGACCACCAGGGGAUCAUUUUGGACGAGUAUAACGAGUACUUCAAGCCGAUCGUCACUCCCUACGAGUUGAUGUUAGCGUUGAAGGAUGAGAUGACAUGGACGGGUAAGUGGGUGACCGACUACCGCUCCGUUCUCGAGGAACUUGCGGAGGGAGAAGACGCUGAAGAAGACCGCGAAAUCGAUGAGGACUACUCCGAUGAAGAGCCGGAGUUUGACCCUGUUACCGGUAAGUUUGUCCAGUCCAAACCGUUAAGACAACAGGCUUAUUUACAGGUUACUGCCGAAGCCGAUGAUAUCACGGAAACUGCCUCUGACGCCCACCAGCUCGUAAAGAAGUUCUCGACGACGAUGACGAUUAAGAACACGGUGCUGACGCUGGCAGCGCAUUUGCAGACUAGAGCGUGGACUGGUUUGGGCAGUGACUGGAAGGAUGAUGAAGAUUAUGAUGAAGAGGGGGCAGUGGUGGAACAGGGGAGAGGCGGUGUGGCCCGGGGAUACGACUUUGAUCGGGAAAACAAGACAUAA
Messenger RNA from Diutina rugosa, 1569 nucleotides. RefSeq lists its product as uncharacterized. Bases 1 to 1569 code for a protein of 522 amino acids. Lineage: Eukaryota; Fungi; Ascomycota; Pichiomycetes; Serinales; Debaryomycetaceae. The transcript has a single exon. Gene Ontology annotation, molecular function: 2-(3-amino-3-carboxypropyl)histidine synthase activity. The record is from RefSeq and is a predicted model, not a curated record. Gene Ontology annotation, biological process: protein histidyl modification to diphthamide.